AUGUGUAGCACAUAAACGAUUAUUUACAAUCAGACAUAAUCGGUAAAUAUUUGAAAUUUGAAUCGUAAAACGUAAAUGGUAAUCCGAUAUUAAUUGUACGCUAAUAUUUCUAUUAGCUCGACUAUGAACGGUCCACCGAAGUCGGCAAUAAGGUGGUUGCGUUUCGUUAUCAAAUCAACGGGACUUAAAGGUCAACAGGUUCAUUGAUUGUUUACUGCAGUCAAUAUCCCGUCUGUAUGGUAGUCUAUUUUUGCACUUGCUUUGUAACUUUCGGGCUUAUCGAAAUCCUGGUUUCUCCGGUGAGACGUUCCUCGAAAUAGAACAAUAGUGUUCUGUCAAUAGUCUUAAACUGGAAUCGCUGUCAGUCUAUUUUCACCGAAUGUUGCCGAACGUUGUAGGCUGUGCAAAAAUGGAAACCUACAAGUGCUCCCUGUCCGUGGUGGACGUUUAUGACAUAGCUCAGGACAUUGGUCGAGAGUUUGAAUCUAUGAUGGACGCCUACGGUACAGAUGCCAUAACGGGACUGAUGCCGAAGGUAGUAAACGCUCUGGAACAAUUGGAGAUGUUGGCCAUGAAGAAUGAGCGUGAAAACACAACUGUCGACGACUUACGUGCUACUAUACAACAACUGGAAAUGGACAAACAGGAACGAGCUGAAGAAAAACUCAGAUACGAACAGGAGAUGGAACAAAUUGAAGAAAAGUGGCGAGAGGACUAUAAUGAAAUGUUAACCACUGUUUCAAGAUUGCAAGACGAUAACCGUAAACUGACUGAGUCCUUACAAGCUGCAAAAAAAGACAAAAUUGUUGAAACUAGAUCACAAGUUUUGAGUCCUGAUCUUGAUACUGUAGCACUUCAGCGCCUCCGUAACACUGUAGACCAAAUGAGAGAUACUGUUAGAAAACAUGAACACGAAUUGAAUUCAAAAAGCAAUGAAAUCGAUUCUCUUACUAUUCAAACUGAAAGGCUGCAAACUACUUUAAAAGAGCUGCGACGUAAACAUCGUUUUACUCAAACUCAGUGUCGCAGUUUAGUUGAAGAAAGAGCCGAUAUUCUUGCUCAGUUACAGUCACAACAAAGAGAAUUCAUAUCAUUAAGACAAAGAUAUGGCAUGGCUCAAAAAGAAAACGAGGAUCUCUCUAAGUACAGAGAUGAUAUGCCCGAUUUAAAAAACAAAGCCAUAUAUGAUUUAGACGACCCUGAUAGACCCAAAUUUACUACAAAUGAACUUAAAGAUAUAUUGACUGAACGUAAUAACUUGAAAACCCGUGUCAACGAAUUAGAAGACGAACUCCAACAGUAUAGACCAAUGGAACAAAUGGGAGCAUCCCAGACAAGAGAUGAAAUCCAAGAAACGCGGAUACGAAGAAUUCUGUUACGACAAUGGAACAGAAUGGACCGAAAAACUAUUUUCCCCAUUUCAGGCGUUGAAGAAGACACGCAAGUGUCAAGCAUCGCCUCUGAAAACUCGUCCGACAUAACAACAUCACCUUGCAGGUCCGACGACGAGCAGGAAGAGGGACCUGUUCAAGGACCUUUACCCCUCGAACCCGACGAUGCACCAUGGAAACGAUCAGAAUCGGGUAUUCGUAAAUUUUUUCGUAAAAUGUUUGGCGAGACGAGCAGUAUGUCAUUUCCUAAGACUAGCCCUAAACACUCUAAGUUAUCGUUACCCAAAAUGGCUGUAUCCUUUGGCAGUUCGUCUAUUUUGGGACCACCUGAAGUAUGAUAAGUGCUAACCACUGAUCUCAAAAUCGUAUAACAUAUUUUUUAGUUUUCGACAAGUAUUCUAAGUAUUUUCAUUAUAGUUUUUUAUGAGGAUUGAAUGAUGAACAUAUAAAUUAAUUUUUCAUAUUUUUGAAGACUUGAGAUUAUUAUUAUUAUUAUUUUUUUGUUUAUAAAUUAUUAUUACUAUUUCAAUGUUUUCGUGUUUAUUUAAAUUAUUAUUUUUAUUAUUAUUUUUUAUUGCAUUAUCUAAAAUUUGGCAGGGGUAUAGCUCGUGUGCAUAUUUAUUAUAUAUAUUUUCAUCAUAUUGAGUUCUAUGUAAUUGCUUACGAAAUCAUUAUAUACAUAUUAUAUCGAUUGUAAUAUUAUCAUCAACAAAAUACUGUAGCGUCCAGUUUCUAAUUAGUAUAUAAUGUUGGCGCACUGAGUAAAAUUAUAAUUUAUGUAUAAAUGUGUGCCAUAAUAUUUAUUAUGAGUCAACGAGUCUGUUUCAUUGAAGAAAAUAUAUUAUUAAAUGCGUUACUGCGAUUUUUUUGUUUAAAAAUUUACAUUAAAACAAUUAUUGACAUAUUGCAAAAAAAAAAUGUUAUUGUUUAACUAACUUUUGUGAUAUCAUAAAGUUAAAAAAUCCCAUGAUAA
Molecule: messenger RNA, 2364 nt
Organism: Adelges cooleyi (spruce gall adelgid)
Lineage: Eukaryota; Metazoa; Arthropoda; Insecta; Hemiptera; Adelgidae
Gene: Rilpl
Product: RILP-like protein homolog
Exons: 8
Coding region: 380-1729 (449 amino acids)
Biological process (GO): cilium assembly
Cellular component (GO): cytoplasm; ciliary basal body
Molecular function (GO): protein dimerization activity
Source: RefSeq, a predicted model, not a curated record